UUAAUUUUUAGUGCCAAAGUGCACUUUCUCUUUCUCUGUGUGUGUCUGUGUGUGUGUGUUUUAAACCCGAAUGGUUAAUAGAUUGUAAUUUACAGAUUACUUUAAAUGACCAGACACUAGUCAUACUCGCCGACUUAAAUUACAAGGCACGAGAAUGAAAUACACUGCAGGAGUCAGUCGUGUUGUUGUUUUUUUUAUCCGCAUGCUCAGUGCUCAGUGACACUAGUGUGUGAGCUCGUCCACAAGCUGGCUGGAUCAGUAAACACUGCGUGUUAAUGGCGAGCGGCUUCAGUGUCUUAUGGAGACGAGUUGAAGAGAAUAACGUGCUUUCGGGGAGACCGGGGACUGUAGGGUACGUAUAACAACGCGUUUGACACAUAUAACAACGCAUCAAAUGCGCAUGCGGCAUAUCAUUCAGGCUCGCGCUGCUUCCAUUGGGGUCUUCAUUCUAAACGCGCUGUGUGCAGUCGGAGAAAUGAAAAUGGAUGUCUAAGCAUGUCUAAUCAUGACAAACUGACCGAUCUGUGGUGUUAUCUUAGCGGAAACAUGGCAGUCUUGAGGUCUGUCUUGACACUACUUGGCUGAUCUGACCCCUUCAGCCCCUACCUAGUGUGCACCUGUGGUGUGGUCCUCCUCGGGUGAGUGAGCCCUAUCUGGAGCGGCUCCUUCAUGGCAGGGGAGAAGAGCCGUCGCAGUGCCAUGGACAUUAAGCGCCUGGCAGGGCUUCUGCAGCGUGGGGCCGGUCGCCUGCUUGUCAUUGACAGCCGCACCUUCUCUGAAUACAAUGCUUCGCACGUGCACGGAGCUGUCAAUGUCUGCUGCUCCAAACUUGUCAAGAGGAGACUGCAGCAGGACAAGGUUUCCAUCACUGAGCUCCUGCAGCCCAACGGCAAGGUCAAGGUUGAUCUGAGCAGGAGACAUGAGGUGGUGGUGUACGACCAGAGCACUAAGGACGCUGGUCAACUUUCCAAAGAUGGCUUUGUCCACAUUCUCCUGAGCAAGCUGGAUGGGACAUUCCACAAAGUGUCCCUGCUUACAGGUGGCUUUGCAGCAUUCUCCUCCUGCUUCCCAGGUCUGUGCGAAGGGAAGCCAGUGACCACACUACCCAUGAGCCUGUCUCAACCCUGUCUGCCUGUGGCCAAUGUGGGCCCCACACGCAUCCUGCCCCAUCUGUAUCUAGGCUCUCAGAAAGAUGUGCUUAACAAGGAUCUGAUGGCCCAGAAUGGCAUCACAUACGUGCUUAAUGCCAGCAACACAUGUCCAAAACCUGAGUUCAUCUCUGAGAGCCACUUCAUGCGCAUUCCUGUCAAUGACAACUAUUGUGAGAAACUCUUACCCUGGUUGGACAAAACGAAUGAGUUCAUCGACAAAGCUAAGGUUUCCAACUGCAGAGUCAUUGUCCAUUGUUUAGCUGGCAUCUCCAGGUCUGCCACUAUUGCCAUUGCUUACAUCAUGAAGACAAUGGGCUUGUCAUCGGAUGAGGCAUACAGGUUUGUUAAAGAUCGCAGACCUUCAAUAUCACCAAACUUUAACUUCCUGGGCCAGCUUCUUGAGUUUGAGAAGGGUCUCCGUCUGCUGAAGGCACUGUCUUCGGGUCAGGAGAAGAAUGAGCAGCCCAGCAAGGCAGAGGAACCAAAAAGAGAAACCACAUUGAAACCUGAGAAAACUCGACUAGAUGGUGAGUCAGAGAUCUCAGAGAUGGAGACCAAGCUGCCAUCUCCUUCGUCACUCCAGCAGGGCUUCAAUGGUCUCAAUCUGUCAGCUGAGCGCAUCCUGGACACCAAUCGCCUCAAGCGAUCCUUCUCUUUAGACAUCAAGUCCGUCUACACACCCAAUCAGUGUCCCCACCUCACUCCCAUUCAUGUUGAGGAUGUCCCCAAGCUCUGCAAACUGGACAGCCCCAGUCCAGGGUCCUCAAAUGGUGUGUGCCAGUUGUCUCCAUGUUCAGACAGCCCCAGCUCAUCCGAUUCGCCAAGCCCGGUGGCUGAAAGCAGUGCAAAGGUUCGCUUGCGCAGGAAAAAUAAGCACAGUGGAGCCAGCUCACCUGUGCAGUCUCUGAGCCUGAGCUUUGGUCGUUCGCUGUCCGGACACAAGAGCCCAAGCUUGGAUGAGAACCUGAAGUCCGCAAUGCUACUUGGCCUGCCUGUAGCUGGCACUGGUCCCAUGUGGACCAAACACCGGGACACUUCACAGGCUACCACACCAGUCACACCAACAGGCGAUGCCCCAUGGUUCUACGAGUCACUGACUAGCACAGGAAGUGGGUCAGCGUCAGUACAUUUUGCUCCACUGGGAUGCAGUGCACUCCCAGGGCCAUGUGAGGCUGUCCGGUUACGUCAGAAGGCGGGAGAGGUACGGGAGUCCCGAGCGAGCUGGCAUGAGGAUACAUCUGGCUCUGCUGCUGGUACCGACAAACAGUUCAAGCGACGCAGUUGUCAGAUGGAGUUUGAAGAUGGAAUCUCGGAUACACGUUCAAGGGAGGAGCUUGGCAAGAUUGGUAAACAGUCCAGCUUCUCAGGCAGUAUGGAGAUCAUUGAGGUGUCCUGACAGAUGCACUGGUGGGCAUAGAGGUGUUCAGGUGCCACUUACAGUUGAGGGAGGACUGAGUGACAGAACAGCAAUGGCUGACCAGUUCCUGACUUUAGGAGCAUUUGUUUUAGUGUGUAGGAUUGUGAGAAAUCAAUUAUGGUUUUUUGUGUUUGUCUCUGAGACUCCAAGCCAGUUGAGCUGGAUGCAGGCAGACUUUAGGCUGUCUUCGCUGUUUAUAAGCCAUCACCAUCCCAGAACAAUUUGGGAGGAAUAAGAACAGAACUGUUGUAUUUGAUUGCAGAAUCCAACCCUUAGUGUACAUGACACUUCUGUCUCCAACAAAAAGCUUUACCAGCCUCACAGUGUAUUGAGAUUAAAGCAUGGCUCAGUGUCCUCUGGUCACACUUGCAUCUGGUAUUACUCUCACACAGACUCGGUGGACUCACACAUCCACAGCUCAAGGGACCUCUACCGACACACUUGAAGCCCUGGCAUAGACUUGUACUGAACAGAUGAAGGCUUCUUUGUGCACUGCUUUUGUUCCCCCCUGCUCCUGAAUGCCAGUAAAUAAUCCUGGAGGAGGAUGCAGGGACGUUAUGAAAAAAAAGCAUUGUGGAAGUUUUCCUGCAGUGCCUACUGUUUUUUCUUCUCUGUGUUUGUUCUUUACCUUUUCCCUGAUUUCAGCCCCCACACAAUGUACUACGGGUGGGCAUGAAAAGAACUACCACCCACCUUUCUCACACCGAGCAUGCUGCCGUAUACGAGGCUGCUGGUUUCCCUACAGAUGAAUAUUAAACACACCAUGCAUAGCUCUUAAUGGACAUUUUACAUUUUUUGGUUCUCAAUUAUAGUUUUAAUUUAUUUUAUCUGUUCAUUCUGGUAAUGAGAAAUAAUAUAAUGAUUGUGGAUCCUUCUUUUUUUUUUGGUGUUGACCUCAGUUUUUGACUACAAGGUAUUUAUGAACUCAUUCACAAAACUGAUACACAACUACAAGCAAUAUAUGCUCUUUUCUUCAUCUUAUGUCUUUAUUUUCAACUGUAAGGGAGAGUGAUUGUUAAAAUGAAUUUAUCUGGUAUUUUGUAAUGCACUUUCUGUUGCUUUAAGAAAGAGAUUAUGAAACAUCUCAUCAUAAGGGUACCACAAAUCUUUUACAAACCCUGAUGCAUUACACGACACCUGUCCUGAACUUUUACAUGCUGGCACUGUUUCAGUUUAGUAUCUGUCCAUCCUUUUUGCUCUGAAAUAAAAUAACCCUGUAAAGCAUGUAUAAUCUAAAAUAAUAAGAAAUGAUCCAUAUGAUAUCCUGGCUUCUCAAAAUGAUUAUCAUUUUAAGGAAUGGACCUGUUUUAUCUAUAAGCACAUACGUGAAAAUGUUGAGAGACUCUAAUGGAUUAAUGUUUGUCCAACACCCCCCCACCCCCCCCACCCCCCAAUCCCUCUCCCCCCCUUCCUCCCCUCCUUUUUUUUUUUUAAUAUUUAUGUUAUUUAUUGUGAGCUUGGGCCUGUUUAUGGAUGAAGUGUGAGUGACUAAUGACAGUGGAACUUUUUGAACCCAAACCAUCAAACAGAUGAGUAUUUUUGAACAAGGUCGAUCUUGUUUUCCUUCACUCUUUUGUCUGCAGGAGAUAUUAAAAUGAACUUAGAAGUUAUGUUCCAAAUUAUGGUAUUAACUCAAUUCAUUAGCUGUGCCUACCAGUCAUAUAUUCUAUUUAUCUUUACUUUUGGAAAGGUUUGUGUUGGGUUAAAUGGAGGCAACAUUGAUGUGGUGUAGUAGAAUGAUGGCACAUGAUGCUCCAGUUCAGCUCAGGUGAAGUGCACACAAGUCCCCUCUCUGAGCUCUGGGUACCUGCACAACUCUCAUCCUCUCACUCUUUCUCUUAUUUGCUGUCUUCUCUCUCUCUCUCUCUCUCUCUCUCUCUCUCACUCACUCUUUUUUCCACACCCACAUGCAAUUUUUCUAUGUAAUUAACUCUCUCUUUUUUCUUAUGUGUUCCAAAGGUUUAAGGAAAUCCCACUGAAAGAGUCUCUCAUGUCUGUACAUGUGGAUGGUGUUGCCCCUUUGCUGUGGGAUGAUUGGUUAUUUAUUUAUGGAUUGGAUGUAUUCUCAGUUAGCUACUCUGUAUAGCAAACCCUUGUCCUUGUACUUUUGCUGCUGUUUGUUCUUUUUCUUUCCUUGUGUUACACAUUGCCUGUAUUUCCUUUUAUUUCAUCACCUCUAUAUUUUUAAACAUAUUGUUAUUAUUUAAGACAUGUAAUGAAAAGAUGCAGGCUGUCCUUUUUGCUGAAACUGUUUAAUUGUUGGCAACAUUAUUAUUAUUAUUAUUAUUAUUAUUAUUAUUAUUAUUAUUAUUAUGUUGUGUAAAUAGCAACGUAUCUAGAAGAAUAAUUGAAAUAGGGAACUUUUUCAGAGAAAAUCCUAAUACCUUAGGCUGCUUGACGCAAAAUACCUCAGGUUCUAUUCAAUGGCUUUUUCCUCCCCUGUACCUGUUUUGUGAAGAUGAAACAAAAAUACAAACAUCAUAAAAUAUGA
Molecule: messenger RNA, 5059 nt
Organism: Ictalurus punctatus (channel catfish)
Lineage: Eukaryota; Metazoa; Chordata; Actinopteri; Siluriformes; Ictaluridae
Gene: dusp8a
Product: dual specificity phosphatase 8a
Exons: 7
Coding region: 670-2547 (625 amino acids)
Biological process (GO): negative regulation of MAPK cascade; protein dephosphorylation
Cellular component (GO): cytoplasm
Molecular function (GO): MAP kinase tyrosine/serine/threonine phosphatase activity; protein tyrosine/threonine phosphatase activity
Source: RefSeq, a predicted model, not a curated record